Oryzias melastigma (Indian medaka) is the source of this 1092-nucleotide messenger RNA. It is a transcript of the gene fam174c, whose product is annotated as family with sequence similarity 174 member C. Gene Ontology annotation, cellular component: extracellular region. Bases 16 to 573 code for a protein of 185 amino acids. Lineage: Eukaryota; Metazoa; Chordata; Actinopteri; Beloniformes; Adrianichthyidae. The transcript is spliced from 3 exons. The record is from RefSeq and is a predicted model, not a curated record.
GAUUUCCGAGGCGCCAUGAACCCAGCGCGCUCCACCGUAUCUCUGACGUCAGUUUCGACACGUGAACUUCCUUUAGGCUUCACUUUGUGUCAACAAAGCGGCGCGCGCCGCGUUCCUGCUUCGGUACCGGUACAGACAUUCCCUCUCCGGUUCUUCUCUGAUUCUAAACCCGGACAUAAGAUGACUUUUCGCGGCUUCCUCUCUGCGGCGCUCGUGUCCGUCUGCUGGGUUUUUGUUUCUGCGACGCAAACUCCGCUCAACAGCUCCGCGCCUCUCGAUGCCGCCGCGUCGACGUCCAGCACGGGGAACUCCACGCGCGGUGCCAGGCCCUCCGGAAAAAUCUUUAAAGACCUCGGCGUGGACAGCUCCAUGAUCCAGAGGGCCCUGUACGUCCUCAUCGGCUUCACCAUGAUCGGGGUGCUGUACUUCCUGAUCAGGGCUGUGCGGUUGAAAAAGCCUGCCCAGAAGAAGAAGUACGGUCUGCUGUCCAACUACGACGACUCCGUGGAGAUGGAGGCGGUGGAGAGCGAGGAGGACGACACGCUCUAUGAAGCUCGCAGCCUGAGAAGAUGAGCCUCGCUGUGCGUCCUGACGGGUCGAAGCGGCGUCGAUUAAGGACCAGCGGCUUGCCGAAAAAAGAACAACCAAACACCCCCCCCAACUCUAAAGAGGAAAGCCCAACUGAGGAGGAGCUGCUGCAGCAUCAUGGGAGUUCUUUUUAAAAUGCAGCAGAUGACACAUCCUGUGCCAAAUCCUUUUCUUUUCUUUUGUAUUGUCGUUCAUGGCAUUUAUAAGUGUUGUUUUGUGUUCCCACUGUGCUUUGAGCUACUGUAAAGUGACUGCAGAGCAGCUGCUGUCCAUCAGAAACACUGACCAACUCUGAGCAGUGUUUGGAAACCUGUGAGGUUUAGAUUCCUAUUUGUUCCUGCUGGUUUUUGUUUAGGUUUUUCUUUUUUUACGUUUCAUAGAUGAUUGUGAAGAAUAAUUUGACUGAUGGUAUGAAAUAAUGAUGAUGAUGGAGGUCUGAUGCUGCCCCCACAGACCAAUGAAAAUGACACCUGGUUUUCAAUAAAUUCUAAAUAUGUUUAUUGA